ACCCAGACGCUGCUGGAUAUCGAAAUACAUCCGGGUUUAUCGUAGUCUCUGUCACUCUUUCAUUUCUCUUCCGCGAUGGAAACAAAUUCGUCGAUACAGUAGUGAAAAUAAGAAAACCGAAAACAAAAAUAUCGAGUCACGUCCACGAAGACAGAAUAGUAGCGAAGGAGGUCGAAGGGAGAGGAGAGUCGACUAGGUCGAGACGCGCCGCACUCCCUUAGUCAGCUUCGGACGACCAAGGUGUUCCCAGGAAUACGGUCAACGCACUCGCUCCGACGCUCCUCCAGGGACAACAGCCGAAGCCGCAGAAAUGACGAACCCGCUGGCGUGUCUUCUGGUCCUUGUGCUUCUAAGUGUGACGAGCGUUAACGGUGAGGGGAAUGGACUGCAGGAAGCAGGAAGAACAAUUCUUUCGCCAGAUGAAGCAGCCGGCAUGCACGUCGUGGUGUCACAGUUCUUCAGCGGAGGAGGACUACUACUGGCCUGCUUCUACGUCCUGCUAAACCUGUUCAAGCCUCUUUACACCCUCUUCACCGUACCUCCCGUAGAAGACCCAGCCCAUGCUGAUAGUGGCCAUGGAGGUGGUCAUAGGAGCUUAUUGAAUAGUAUUGACUUCGUGGAUGUUACCUUUAACGUUAUGAAUGUCGAGGACGUUGAGUGCAGGAAGCGUGCCAUUUGCGAGCUACAGAAGGCGGCGUCCAGGAUGCCUCUUUGGGGAGACCUGUUGGAAAGCGCCAGUUCCUCCAUCAACGGAUUAGAAAAAUACAAAGAGGCCCAGCGGCUGGGAGCGACCUUUGAAGACUGUCAGCUGCACUUCCAAUGCUCGCGGCUUCCCUUGGGCUUCAGCUUUCAGGGGCGUCAGAACAAGCAGUCUCAAGUAACGAAUAAAUAUGGCCAGUAA
Molecule: messenger RNA, 901 nt
Organism: Penaeus monodon (black tiger shrimp)
Lineage: Eukaryota; Metazoa; Arthropoda; Malacostraca; Decapoda; Penaeidae
Exons: 6
Coding region: 311-901 (196 amino acids)
Source: RefSeq, a predicted model, not a curated record